ACUCUCACCCGACAUUGCCCACUUCAUCACAACCUCAGACAUGACAACGAUGACCCCUGCGCCGGCGCCGCCGCCGUGGAGCCUCCGCGCGACCAUCUACACCAUCCCGCUGUACACGACGGCGAGCGUGGCCGCCUCGCGGGCGUUCAAUGAGGCCGCGUACGCGCCGCUCGAGGCCGCCGCCCCGUUCGCGUCCAGCACGCUCAGUACCCCCGUUGGCGGGCUCAGCAUGGUCCAGCUCAUCCGCUACAGCUCGUCCCCGGUCGGCGCGUACGAUGAGAUGCUGCUCAUCCCCGGCAAGUUUCGCUACGUGGUCGACGGCAAGGACGGCAAGCGUGAGAGCAAGGACGCGCUGCGUGUGACACGAAUCUACGUUAGUCAGCGUGAGACGUGCUACAACGGGCGCAAGAACUGGAACAUCCCCAAGCACCUCGCGCGCUUCGAGUGGGUCGACAAGCCGGAGGGCACGACGAUCAAGGUCUUCCCGCUGCACAGCGACUCGCCGGACCCGUACUUCCAAGCGACGUUCACCGCGUGGUCAUACGUGCCCGCGCUGCCCGUGUCGACCCGCGCCCUCAGCAGCCUGGUCGACAUGACGCUCGUGCAGCCGCCUCUGCCCUCGGGUGCGGGCGAGCCGGGCGACGCCGCCGCCCUCGCGGGCACCGAUACCUGGUGCAAGGUCGUGCCGUACAUCUACUCGCCGCGCGCUCGUCUCGGCUGGAUCGACCUCCAGCAGGCUGGCGGCGGGCCGUUCGCGCCGUUCUCUGCUCGCCGGUGGCUCGUCGGUGCCAAGCUUGAGGACGCGGUCGUCGAGUUUGGGGAUGGUGAGACGUGGGAGACGCCGGCGUCGAGCGAAUAGUGUGGAGGA
Molecule: messenger RNA, 868 nt
Organism: Vanrija pseudolonga
Lineage: Eukaryota; Fungi; Basidiomycota; Tremellomycetes; Trichosporonales; Trichosporonaceae
Exons: 2
Coding region: 41-859 (272 amino acids)
Source: RefSeq, a predicted model, not a curated record